AUGUCUGUCCAAAACCACACUAUGGUGGCAGAAUUCAUUCUCUUGGGACUCACGGACGACCCAGUACUAGAGAAGAUCCUGUUCGGGGUGUUUCUGGUGAUCUACCUAAUCACUUUGACAGGGAAUCUGUGCAUGAUCGUGCUGAUCAAGACCAAUGCCCACCUCCAAACACCCAUGUAUUUCUUCCUUAGCCACCUCUCCUUUGUAGACAUUUGCUAUUCUUCCAACAUUACCCCAAGUAUGCUGUACAAUUUCCUCUCAGACCAGAAGACCAUCUCCUAUGCUGGGUGCUUCUUGCAGUGUCUUCUCUUCAUUGCCCUGGUGAUCACUGAGUUAUACAUCCUUGCCUCAAUGGCCUUGGAUCGCUAUGUAGCCAUCUGCAGCCCUUUACACUAUAGUACCAGAAUGUCCAAGGACACUUGUACCUCUCUAGUCAUGGUAUGUUAUGUUUUUGGCUUCCUUAAUGGACUCUCUCAGGCACUGCUGACCUUUCACUUGUCCUUCUGUGGCUCCCUUGAAAUCAAUCAUUUCUACUGUGCAGAUCCUCCUCUUAUAAUGCUGGCCUGCUCUGACACCCAUGUCAAAACAAUGGCAAUGCUGGUAGUGGCUGGAUUUACUCUCUCAAGCUCUCUCUUAGUCAUUCUCCUAUCCUACCUGUUCAUUCUUGCAGCCAUCUUGAGGAUCCGUUCUGCUGAAGGUAGGCAUAAAACGUUCUCUACCUGUGGUUCCCACCUGACAACAGUCACUAUAUUUUAUGGGACCCUCUUUUGCAUGUACGUAAAGACCCCAUCUGAGAGGUCUGUACAGAAGUCCAAAAUAAUUGCAGUCUUUUAUACUUUUUUGAGCCCAAUGCUGAACCCAUUGAUCUAUAGUCUAAGGAACAAGCAUGUGAUCCAUGUCCUGCAGCAGAUGAUGAGAGGAAAUCUCUUCCAUAAAAAUGCAGUUUAG
This is a messenger RNA of Artibeus jamaicensis (Jamaican fruit-eating bat), 948 nucleotides long. RefSeq names its product olfactory receptor 5M10-like. Gene Ontology annotation, cellular component: membrane. The record is from RefSeq and is a predicted model, not a curated record. Lineage: Eukaryota; Metazoa; Chordata; Mammalia; Chiroptera; Phyllostomidae. Gene Ontology annotation, biological process: G protein-coupled receptor signaling pathway; sensory perception of smell. The transcript has a single exon. Gene Ontology annotation, molecular function: olfactory receptor activity; odorant binding; G protein-coupled receptor activity. Bases 1 to 948 code for a protein of 315 amino acids.